AUGGGCGACAUGCUGAUUGCCAUUGGUGAUUUCAAUGCCGGCGUCGGGACACACUACGCUGUCUGGAGUGAGUGCUGGGUACUCAUAGAAUCGCCGGUUUCUUCGUCCUGCAAACCUGCGCAGACCGCCGUCUUCUUCGGAUCAAUACUUACCUCUUGUCGACGCCGAAGAGGGCGACCUGGACGCACGUUCGAUCGCAGCGCUAGCACCCGCUGGACUGUGUCCUCGUCCGGCGGCACGAUCGAGAGGACGUGACGGUAACCAAGGCGCUCUGCGACGCCAAUGGCUGAGCGGACCACCGCCUCGUCGUCUACAAGAUGAGGCUCCGUCUGCAUUCCCGCAGGAGGCCAAAAGGUAAGCGACCAUCAAAUAAGUUGAGUACUUUUCUAUUAAAUAUGCCUACUCAUCGUUCGUAUUUCAGCAAUCAACUGAUCCAUCGGCCGGAAGACCUGCCAACUCCAGAUAAAUACGUCCACAUGGAGGAUAGAUGGCGCCACUUGCGGGAGGCUGUCCAUUCGACCGUCGUAGGUGUCCUCAACCGCGCACAUCGCCAGUACAUGGGCUGGUCCCAGGACAACGCCGCUGACGUCACAAAACUUCUCGACGAGAAGAACGGACUGCAGUAG
This is a messenger RNA of Spirometra erinaceieuropaei, 626 nucleotides long. Lineage: Eukaryota; Metazoa; Platyhelminthes; Cestoda; Diphyllobothriidea; Diphyllobothriidae. The record is from the annotation of a GenBank genome assembly.